AUGGCUGCUCUACCAGACCCAAUCCCAAGUGUUCUAGGGAUCCAAGGCGUUGAGCUGGAUUUGGGUUUGGCAGACUUUAAGAUAAGGCCGGAGUUUCCCAGGAGUUUGGGGAAAACAAAUGCUCCCUUUUUGUCCUGCAGUAAAAGCUGACGAGUCUACGGGCGCAACGCGGAUGCUGUUGGCCAGGCCCUGCGCCAGGCCUUUCCUGACCUGACCGUGGAGAUCAACCCUGACAAGCCCCGCAGAAACAGCUUUGAGGUGGUCCUGUUGAAAGAUGGCAUAAGGGUGGAGUUAUGGAGCGGCCUUAAGAAGGGGCCACCACGCAAGCUGAAAUUCCCAGAACCAAACAAGGUGGUUGAAAGUCUGAAGGGCAGCUUAGAAUAAAGUGAACUGGACAGGAUUGCCAAAGGAUAUCAGCUGAAUUGUUCAUCCCUUGUGAGUUGAAGCAUUUAUGAUGGGAUAUGACCAAGUGAGGUAAACUGCAAAAGCCUCAGUCAUUUCUCUGAAGCUGCUGGUCUUCCUCCAAAUAAAAUGUUUCCUGUCUUCCCACUUUCAAACCUUUUUGCUAUGAUCA
This is a messenger RNA of Gekko japonicus, 574 nucleotides long. It is a transcript of the gene SELENOH, whose product is annotated as chromosome unknown open reading frame, human C11orf31. The transcript is spliced from 4 exons. The record is from RefSeq and is a predicted model, not a curated record. NCBI's taxonomy places the organism in Eukaryota, Metazoa, Chordata, Lepidosauria, Squamata, Gekkonidae. Gene Ontology annotation, cellular component: Golgi apparatus.